AUGCUGUUACCGCACCCCGCCGGCUCGAACCUCCCCACAUCCACCACCGAGUCCUCCUACUUUCCGCUAGCACCGUCCAAUACCCAACCGCACCACGAGACGCAGCAGGACUCCCCGUUAGACUCCCAUUCGCAAGCAUUUCCUUCCCUGUUGGAAUCCGCUGCGCACGCCUUAUCCGCUAAGAACCCCGACGCGGAUCUUGCGAACCCCGCGGGGAUAUUCCCGCAGCUCGAUCUAGCCGUCAGUAGAGGCCUCGCGCUGCUUACAGGCGAGGACGAGGGGCUAGAAGUAGGAGAAACGGCCGGCCUUGCGCCUAAGAGAAAGGAGCAGCCGCCAACCGCGGCGGACUCCGAGUGCCCUAAUUUCAGAGCGGGUAGGGUGCCGUGCGAGUGCACGCAGGCCGACGCGCAGCUCGCCGUUAAGCGCCAGCGGUUCCACGGCCGCGGAGGGACGACGAUCCCAGGCGCGCGCGCGUCGUCAGGGCGCAAGGGGGAUAAGGCCGCGCGGAAACGCGGAGCGGAAGCGGAAGCGGCGGGGUCGCAGGCGACCGGGGGGUCGGGUAACCUGCGAUGCCUAGUGGACGGCUGUGAUGUGCUGCUGUCGACCCUGCGCGAGUAUCAUCAACGGCAUCGGGUGUGCGAGGCGCAUGCCAAGGCGGGAUCGGUGGUCCAUGAGGGCAUAGUUCAGCGCUACUGCCAGCAAUGCGGCCGAUUUCAUCCCAUCGGCGAUUUCGACGAGGCUCGUCGCAGCUGCCGUCGCAAGCUGCAGCGACACAAUAACCUGCGAAAACACAAGGCGCUCAAGCCGCCCACCCCCGCCGCUUUCCCCCUCCCGCCGUCCCCGCCCAACACGACCGGGGACGAGGGCGCUUCGCCGGAGAAAAGCAGCAGUGGCGGAAGCGGAGGUGACGGUGUUGGCGGAGAAACCGGCGCAGCGUCGGGGGAGGCGGAGACUAAGCGGAACGUUUCAGGAAGGUGGGCGAGCGACGGGAUUGGCCUUGGCGGAGGAGGUGGAGGAAGCGGAGCGGAUCGGCGGCAAGAAGGGGUAUUUCAGCGAGAAAGGGUGGGGGAUGAGGGGACGGUGGGCGGGGAACGCGGGAAGGCGAUGCGGGUGCUGGAGGGGGAAGAGGUGAAACAGAAGCUGUCUCUGGUGGCGGACGGCGCGGUGUCGCCGCAUGGCGUGGAUGCCGCUAGUAAAGCGCGCGAAACCUAUAACGAACAUGAGGCUCACGGCGUGUCUGCGUCUGCUUCGAUGCAUAGCGACUCUGGGGACAGCAACGGCGUCGGGGGCGCGAGGGGUGCGCUGGGACAGGCGCGAGGGAAGGGGGACGGCGGAGCGCAGGAGGGGGGAGGAAUGGGGCAAUGGCAGCAGGGGGAAGGCGAGUGGCGGAGCGGAGGAAGCGGUGGUGCUGCCGGACGCUUGUGUCACUCCCUCCCUUCUGUUGUUCCCUCUCCUGCUGCUGCCGCUGCUGCUCCCCCCCCUGCUGUUGCUGCUCCUCCUGCUGCUGCUCCCGCUGCUGACCCACCUGGUGCUGUUCUUACUGCGGCUGUUACCCCUGCGCCCACGCUUCCUGCCAACACACCAAUGGCCCGCUUCGCACCGCCUCCCCCUUCUCCCGCGUCUCGCUCCCUCGCCGGACCUCUUUCCUUCGCUCCCUUUCCCCCCUUCCCCAAUCCUCCCCACCAACCUAUCUCCGACUCCGCGUGUCCCACCCGCGCGCCCGCAGCUGCGCCUCCCGGCGCCUUGCGCCAAACCUCCGCAGUUUCCCCCACACGUGCGCCCACGCCCCUGCUGUCGCUCCCAGUUCUGCGGGACCCGGUGUCGGCGGAGGUGGAGGAGGAGGAGGAGGAGGAGGAGGAGGAGGAGGAGGAGGAGGAGGAGGAGGAGGAGGAGGAGGAGGAGGAGGAGGAGGAGGAGGAGGAGGAGGAGGAGGAGGAGGAGGAGGAGGAGGAGGAAGAGCAGGAGAACGAGAAGGAAGGGAAGCAGCUAUUGCAGAGCAGGCAAAGCAGGCAGAGGGUGCUCAGGCAGCGGGCGCGCGGCGCGGAGGGGGAGAGGGAGUGCGGGGGAGACGGGGAAGGCGAGGGGUCGACAGGCGUGGCCGCGGGGCAAGAAGCCGCAGGCGGAAGCUGUGCGGGUAGCGCGCGCGAAAGGCCUGCGGGGAAGCCGCGGAAGGAAGGAAGAGGGUCGGUGGUCGGGGGGAAAGAGCACGGGGGAGCAGGGAGGGAGGGUUUCGCGGGGAUGGGGAGUGGGUCUAUGCAGGGAGUGGUGGGGUUGCCGGUUAGUGCCGCAGGUAUGGGCAUGCCGCAUGGCCAUGGGUACAUGCGCGCACAUGCUGCUCCGGGUCAUGCGCAUGCGCCUGCAUCUGGCAUGGGCAUGGGCUGCUGCAAAUCCGCACGUGACCGCUCUGCUCUCCGCCCCAUGCCCCUGCGCGCCUCCCCCUCCGUCUCUCCGCUCUCCUCUGAUGGGGACGCUGUGGGGAGGACGAAAGAGGGGAGGAGUGCGGAUGAGGCGUCGGGGGAGGAGAGUGAGGGGCGGAAAGAGGGGAGGGGGGAGGGAGGGCAGAGUCCAGGCGAGGAUGGGCGGUUGGCCUCAUGGAUGGAAGCUUGCUUGACUUGCACGGAUGGCAAUGGGCGGAGUGGGGUUGAGAGGGAUUUGAAACUGCUGGGAGGGGUGAUGGCGCACGGAUGCUGCUGUGGUGGGAAAAGUGGUGAGGGGGGGAAGGUGGAGGAGGGAGGGAGCAGAAAAGCAGUGGGAGUGGAUGGUGUGAGGAGAGGUGGUAGAGUUACCGGAUGCCAUGAGGAGGAGUCAUCCCAGCUGAUGCCGCAGCAGCCGCAGCCACAGCAGCAACAACAGAAGCAGCAGCAGCCGGUACAGGUGCGAGAGCAGGAGAUGGAGAACCAGCAGGAGGUCGAGUGUGGAGGGGAGGCGAAGGAGGGGUCAGCGCAAGGCGAGCAGAGAGAGGGGGUGGUGCAGGGCGAGGGGCGCACGGGAGGAGAGAGGGCAGGGGAGGAGCAGCGCACGGGACGCAUCUCCCUGAAGCUCUACGACUGGAACCCAGGGGACUUCCCCCGCCACAUUCGCCACCAGAUCUUGGAGUGGCUAUCGUGCAUGCCGUCGGACCUGGAGGGGUACAUUCGCCCCGGCUGCACGCACCUCACGCUCUUUGCUCGCCUGCCCGCCCACGCGUGGUCUCAGAUGGAGAAGCACCCCUCGCCAUUCCUUCACACGCUGCUCCACCCCUCUCAACCACUCUCGCUCCACUUGUCGCAUUCCUCCACCGCAUCACCGCCCUCCCCCCUCGCGCCGUCCUCGCCUACAUGGUGGGCGGUGGGGUGCAUGGCGGUGCAACUCGGCUCGCACACCGUGCAGCAGCGCCUGCUGGUGGACCAUGGAGUCAUCCGUGCCACCACACAGCUCUACCCCUCACCAUCCGCCCCUCUCCUCCAUCGCCCACGGGGCCUGCUCGCGCUUCCACUCUCCCCCUCGCCCUCCCGCUUGGUCCUGCGAGCAUCAAACCUGCCAGCCUCAGCCAGGGUGCUCUGCUCUCUCGCCGGGCGCUACCUUGUCAACACUGCCACUCACUCGCAUACACAAGCAGCACAAGCCCACCAUGGCGGCAGCUUUAGCCAUGGAGAGGAGAGCGGGAAGAUGCGGGACAAGGGACAGCUGGAGCAAGAGGAGGAGGAGCAAGAGGAGGUUGAGGAGGAGCAAGAGGAGGAGGAUGAGGAGGAUGAGGAGGAAGCAGAAGAGGAGGAAGAGGAGGGAGCAGAGGAGAUCUCUGUUGUUGUUCCCCCUCUGACUGUGUGGGGCACGCUUCGUGUUGAGGUGGAAACGUCAGCUGGGCUGUCUCAGCCGCUGCCCCUGCUCGUGGCCCCUGCACCCAUCUGCACCGAACUGCACUCUCUUCUCUCGCCCUCCGCCUCUCCUCCCUCCCUCCUCACCAUUCUUCCCCGUGCAUCCCCUCCCUUGUCCACGCCUCCACUUGCACCGCAACCACUGCAAUCAUCAUUAUCAUCAGCAGCAGCAGUGUUCACUGACAUGCGUGUGGCCAGUGCAAGGGAGAGCAGCCAUGCAGGGGAGGGGAAUGUGGAGGAAGGUGAUGAGGUGAUGAGGGAUGGGGCCAGUGAGAUGGAUGAGGGGGAGCAGCAGGAGGAGGAGGAAGAGGAGCAGGAGCGGCAAAAGCAGGAGCAGGAGGAGGAGGUGGUGGUGAGUGAGUGGGUGGAGGACAUGGGAUGGGUGCUGCGCAAGCUCACCCUGCCCUUGCCUCAAGCAUCCGCAGCCGUGAUGAAUGUCCAGUGUGAGGUGACUCGCAUGCACCGCCUGCUCUCCCAUGCAGUCACACACGGGCUGCUCGCCACCUCCUCCGCUCUGCUGCACUGGACUGCCCGUCUCGCCAUCAUUGCCGCUGCCCAUGCCACUUCGCCGCCCUCCUCUGCGCCCCCUGCUGCUGCUGCUGCUGCUGCUGCUAGCACUGCCGCCGCCACAGCUUCAGAUGCUACUGUUGCUGCAGGUGCAAUUGGUGCUGCAGGUGCGGCAGGUUCUUCUGGUGCUGUUGGUGCUGGAGUGUCUCCUGCGUGCGCGCGCAGGGAGGCAAUGGAGGGGGUUGUGAGGGCGGCGGGGUGGGAGGCAGCGAGUGGGUGGUCUCUGCUGCACGCGGCAGUGGCGCUGGGGAAUGAACCGCUGGUGGCCCUGCUGCUGCGAUUCGGCCGGGGAGACAUGGGCCGCGGCGAGCACAGAAUCACCAGCAGCCGCAGCAGCAGCAUUGAUGGCAUCUGGAACAGCGCGCUGGCAGCAGGGCCAGGAGGAGUUACUGCCCUGCACGUGGCUGCCCGCCUGGCGGCGCUGCCCCCGGCUAACUCGUGUGGGUGCGGGCAGCUGAGACUCAGCGACGCACAGAGGGCUGCAGCAGCCCGCAUUGCAGCUCUGCUGCAGGCGUACCUUUACCCCCAUGAGGCUGUCUGGUGGACCACAAACGCAUCAAUCAUCACGCAGCAACCAGCAGCACCAUCCUCAUCACACAUCGAAACACCCUCCCGAUGUGGCUGUGCAUGUGCUUCCACUCUCCUCCCACACACAUCCCCAUCCCCAUCGCCAACCCCAUCCACCUCCUCCUCCUCACUCCCUCACCUCUCCUCCAACCAAGCAUGCUGCUGCUCGUCAACUCCCCUCACCCCGCCUCGUCUCGCCUCUUCCUGCUGCGCUCCUCCUGGGAAAGCCGCUGCAUCGCAUCUCCCCUUCUCGCAGCCCCCAUCUCAUCUCUCUCCCACAGCAUUGCACAGUCCGCAAGCAGCCACGCCAGCAAAAGAGUCAUCGGCACAGCACAUGGAAGAGCCCGUGGUAGCAGCAGGCUCCAUAUGUAUGGUUCAGCACACAGCAGAGCAAGCUGCACCGAAGCUCCUGUCUGCUCUGCCUCCUAGGGGUUGCUGUGGGCCGGCUAGAGGCCUGGCAGCAGCUGGAGAGAGAGGCAGUGAGGGUAUUCCCCGGGAAGGAACUGUCAAGCCGUGCUGCAGCAAAGGCCGCAGCAUCAGCGGUCGCGGUUUCAGUGGGGGUGGAAAAGCUGGUAGUAGCGCCGCAGUGUGUAACGCACACUUGCAGGUAGCUUACUCGUCCGCACAACCUGCUGUUUUGGAGGGUGCUGGUAGGAACAAAACGUUGGAGAAGUGUUCAGCAGAAGAGCAAGCGGGCAAAACGGCUGAGUUGCUCGCGGAGAGAAUCGGGCACAGGUGGGACGAAACGAUGCAGAAAUGUGCAUCAGAAGGAACGGAGACGGGAUCAGGGGAGGAAGCAGGGAAUGCGGACUCAUCUCAAGUGGCCACAGCACAAUUAGUACAGGGCACCUGUGCGGAAGCAGUGGCAAGUGCAGAGUGGGCAGAGAGGGCGUGCAAGAGGCAGAGGACAGAGAGGGCGACAGGGCGGUGGGGUUUCCGGGGAGUGAGCAGGACACUGCUGCCUGUGUUGGCGGUGGGUCUGGUGACGUGUGUCUCUCUCACCUUCUGCCAGGCACACUCGUUACCCUCCACUGCUGCUGUUGCUACGCACACUGCUGGAGCAGCACUUACGCCUGUACGUCAUCCUGGCUCUGCGUCUGCGCUUGUCAUGAGCUUUGUUUGUGCCUUGAGUUGGCGGCACCCCUGUGUUUCUGUUAUAAUGGCUGUGCUCCUCUUGCUCGUCUCCCUUUCAUAG
This is a messenger RNA of Closterium sp. Naga37s-1, 6183 nucleotides long. The record is from the annotation of a GenBank genome assembly. NCBI's taxonomy places the organism in Eukaryota, Viridiplantae, Streptophyta, Zygnematophyceae, Desmidiales, Closteriaceae.